This is a messenger RNA of Blastocystis hominis, 1219 nucleotides long. RefSeq lists its product as hypothetical. The record is from RefSeq and is a predicted model, not a curated record. Gene Ontology annotation, cellular component: nucleus. The coding region runs from base 23 to 1219 and encodes 398 amino acids. The transcript has 9 exons. NCBI's taxonomy places the organism in Eukaryota, Bigyra, Opalinata, Blastocystidae.
AUCUAUUUGGGCACUCUAAACCAUGAAUCCAACAUCGGUAAAUGCUGGAUCCUUAAUUCACCAGCAAAUGCAAGGUCCGCCAGCAAGUACAGAUUCCAUCGUCGUUAUUCCUGAACAAGGUCCCUACAUAAUGUCGCAACUAGCGAUAAAUGGUGGAAUUGGUGCUUCAAGAAGCCAGGUUGUCAAUUUGCCUUCGCAAACGGGCAGCAUUAGUAUGUUGCCUUACGGCGAGGGAAACCUGCAGCAUCCUAUUCAAAAUGACCAGCCGAUCCAGACGACGAUAAUGCCCUACGGAUAUAUGGCAGACACGAAUAUAUAUCCGCAGACCGACUUUAGCAUUAGUUUUGGUAAUAUGGAUCAAAUUUCGGAGAACAUGGACUACCAGCAGGUCGGGACGGAGUACUCCUCUGUUUCCACCAAGCAAAACAUAAAUCUCAAACCCCCCAAGCGAACUCUGAGCGCCUACGCGUGCUACAGCCGCAAAGUAUUCAACAGCGUCCGCGAGCGUCUCGGCGCGAACCGCAAGCAAUGCGAGAUCUUCCGCGAGAUCGCCGACAUGUGGCGCAGGCUUCCGGAGUCGGAGAAGGUCCCGUUCAUCGAGGAAGCGAAGGUGGACCGGGAGCGCAAGAAGACCGACGAGCAGAGCUACAACCGCGCGCGCCGCUACGUGGAGAAGGCGCUGGAGUCCAGCGGGGCCUUCGGGCUGGCGGGCGCGCGGGGACUGCGGUCGCUGCAGACGAUCUGCGGGGAGCGGGACACGGCGCAGCUGGCGCGAUUUCUGCUGGAAAUGAACCGACACGAUCUGAAAGGAACCAUCGACCUGGUGCAGGAGACCAUCCAGGUGCUGUCCACGGAGAACGAGUCCCUUCUGUACGCGAAGAACGAGAGCAGCGUGGACGCGAUCGACACAUCGGCGGCCGACAUUUACUCUUGCUCGCCGAGUGCGCACAAGUUCCAGUGCCCGCAUUGCAAAAAACAAUUCAACUGGAAAAGCAAUCUUAAUGUUCAUUUACGCACACACGACAAAUCGCGGCAGCGCGAGUAUAAAUGCACCGUCGUCGGAUGCAAGAAGGCCUUCUACGACAACCAGCACCUCAAGCAGCACAUGCAGACGCACAAUCGAAACAGACAGGUAGUUCCGCGGUUAUCCUUCGAUUCCAGACGUAUUGUUGUUCCUUCGUGGGGUGCAACAAGAAGUACUCCACGCGCGGCGGACUGA